Messenger RNA from Purpureocillium lilacinum, 783 nucleotides. RefSeq lists its product as uncharacterized. The record is from RefSeq and is a predicted model, not a curated record. NCBI's taxonomy places the organism in Eukaryota, Fungi, Ascomycota, Sordariomycetes, Hypocreales, Ophiocordycipitaceae.
AUGGAGAAGGGUAGCCCGGCCGGAAACCCUCCGCCAAACGAGCCUGGGCCCCCGCCUCCGGCCCCGGAUCCGGCGCCCGUCUCGACGCCUCCACCGUACUCCGGCCCGUCGACGGGUGACCUGCAUCGCCGCGAAGAGCAGCCCGACACUCCCAAGGGUCCUGUGCGGUACCCGGGCUUGCCUAGGCUCGACUACAAGCUGUACUCCCCACCGCUCUUCAAAUUAUCCUCCGACUCAACCACCCUGUCGUCCAAGGCCGAAUACCUUUCGACUAACCCGGCUGCUCUGGCCGCCCUCAUCCGAGCCCAGUCAACAGUUCCCCCGAAGCCCCAGAUCCAAGUCCGCGGCACCCGUGGCCGUCGUGUCGAUUUCGACAUCAAGCUUAAUCUCAUGAGCCUCCUCGUCCCAGACGACGAACGGCACCGCAUCGACUACAUCCGCUGUGUGGGUGACGGCGAGGUUGGUUAUCGGGGAGGUGUGCGUCCCGAUGUCCUGCCCGAGGUCGGCGAUGGCGGCCUCGAUGAGUGGUGUCGUCGCUUCGCCCAGGAUACAGCCGCCGUCAAGUACUUCGCCCUUGACCGAGUUGUCGCCAACCUCGACGUCGCCUGGCUCGAGGGCCAACUACGGAGCCUCGUGGCUACGCUCAAGUAUAAGGGCACUGUUGAUGUAACCUUUCUCGUCACUCACAGUCGUGUUUUGAUCCAGAACCCGGACAAGGUCAACCAGUUCUUCACAACUGUCGCCAGCCUUUUCUCUGGCAAGAAUAAAUACGAGGUCAAUUAA